AGAAGGGGGUGGCCGUGCCACAGGAGACAAUCCAGGGGGGGGGUGUUUCCCAGCGGGGACGGGACCUAUCAGACCCGGGCCACCAUCGAGAUCGACCCCAGCAGUGAGACUGAUUAUACCUGCUGUGUGGAGCACCCCAGCCUGCUGGAGGAUCUGAGAGUGCCCUGGGAGCCCAGCUCUUCGCUGAUCCCCAUCGUGGUUGGAGUUCUCGCUGCCCUCGCCCUCGUCAAGGGUGUGGUAAUCGGAGUUGUCGUCUGGCGAAAGAAGUCAGGGAAAAAGGGAGCCGGCUACUCGCCUCCAGGAAGUGACCAUGGAUAUGACACCUCUGCACAAGGUAGUGUGAUUAACGAAGGGGUCCCGAGCUCAGGGGAUUUGCUGCUCUCACUGAGGCCUCUAGGGAGGACCCUGCCCUGUGGUUAAACCCAGCGGCACCCAGGCACUGCCCUUUGGGAUCUAAGAGCUACCAGCCAUGUCACAAACCAGCCCUAGGGAGCCCAGCAGGACGGCGCUGGACUUCGCAGUAGCCCUUGCUGGGGUGCAGGGAAUGGGGUUGGGGGGGGAUUCUGCAGCCACUUCUCCCUUCUGCGCUCUCUGUGGGGUGGAUUUAGACAGCAGGAACUCGGGGGUUCUCUGGCCAUAGGGAAGGGGCCGGGAUGAGCCAUUGACCCAGGGUUGGCCGUGAUCAGUUGUUAUAAUGAAUCCCUGUGCCGUAGGCAGUGCAGCUCCCAGCUAGACCGCCCUGGGUAGAACCCGGGAUAUUGGGCUCCAGACCCACAGGCCUCUGCUGUGUGAGUCAAGGGAGCGACUCCAGCAGCUGUCAGCAGUAUUAGGGCUCUUGUCCUGCUAGUCACACCCACCAGAGGGCGACAGUCACACACCCCUGCACACUUAGUGCUUGUCUACCUGAGAGAGCCGCACACGACGGUGUGAACGGAAACCCGAUCUUUAGUUAAAGCCGUGCAAACCCCUGUGUAGACAUCUUGUCUACAUGGU
Chrysemys picta bellii (western painted turtle) is the source of this 993-nucleotide messenger RNA. NCBI's taxonomy places the organism in Eukaryota, Metazoa, Chordata, Testudines, Emydidae. The record is from RefSeq and is a predicted model, not a curated record.